Rhipicephalus microplus (southern cattle tick) is the source of this 357-nucleotide messenger RNA. Its product is annotated as transcription cofactor vestigial-like protein 4. Gene Ontology annotation, molecular function: transcription coactivator binding. Gene Ontology annotation, biological process: negative regulation of DNA-templated transcription. The record is from RefSeq and is a predicted model, not a curated record. Lineage: Eukaryota; Metazoa; Arthropoda; Arachnida; Ixodida; Ixodidae.
AUGGUGCCAGUUGAUGUCGAGCCAUUGCAGCCACUCGACAUGCGACGCUCGCGGCCUUCGGUGAUUCGGCGCUGCUCAGCAGCAGUGCGGCCCUCGCAUGAGGAGCGGGAGCCGUCGAGGUUGCUGAGGAGCUCAACAACCACAGUGUCCGGCAUGACGGGCAUGCGCGGACCUUCCGAUCAACCGGACCCCGCGGUGGAGGCGCACUUCAGAAGGUCACUCGGGCCUCAGUACGCGGCUCUGUUUGCUGGACCAACCGAACCUGCCAGUUCGGCACUCACCGUGGACGACCACUUCGCUCGGGCGCUUGGGCCAGACACUUGGUUGCGCCUUCAGGAUGGCCUGACCUCCUCUUGA